AUGGGGCGGCAUCCGCUUUCGUUGCUGAUAGUGGUACUAUCGAUAAUGCUGCUGCCGUACGGAUACACCUGGAAGGAAUAUCGGAUACGCAGAAGCAUCGACCUGUCCGCUGCGAAUCCCCUCAUAUCCGAUACGAAGCUGCCCACCGAUCUGGUUCCGUCGGGUUACAGUCUCUUCCUACACCCAACGCUCGAAAAGUCCACCUUUGCCGGGCGCGUCAACAUCACGAUGAUGUGUGCGAAAUCUACCAAUCGGAUAACGCUCCAUGCCCACCACGACCUCGUGGUGGAUGAGCUGGACCUGGAGGUAGUGCAGAUCGGUGUUGACAGCAAGAUCCCGAUAAGGCGGGUGGAUCGAGUUCCAAAAAAACCACUGCUGGUAAUUUACUUCCACGACGACCUGGCGGUUGGGGUCGCUUAUGAGGUACGCCUGAAGUUCAACGGUAACAUUUGGGAGAAUGUGGAAGGCAUCUUUGAAGGCAGGUAUAAGCAGCAGUCCAACGGUGGUGGAGCUGAUGCGGCCGGUACGGAAUCCGAGGGCGUGAUAGAGGCCGAAGAACACACAUACGUUGGUACGUACUUCCGGCCGCAUAACGCACGCCGCGUUUUUCCCUGCUUCGACGAGCCCGCGUACAAGGUGCCGUUCAACGUCAGCAUCGUACGUCCGAGAACGCACCACGUGCUGUUCAACACCGAGCUGGAGCGCACGGAAGACCUGUCGUCCGCCGACUCGAAGCACGUGAUCGACGUGUUCAAGCGUACACCGCCGAUGUCGACCUUCACGUUUGGCUUCCUGAUCUCCGACCUGCAGGAAGUGCCGUCCAUGUCGGACGAGAAGGACGACGAGCGCACGAUGCCAGCGGUCCGUAUCUGGGCGCGACGUGACUUCCAGAAAAAUGUGGCCGAUGUGCAGCAGCGGGUCAAGCUGGCGCUUAGAAAGCUCCAGCAAUACUGGGGCGUACAGCUCCCGCUCGAGAAGCUGGACGUGGUGGCACUGCCGGGAUUCUCGUACGUCAAACCGGCAGACAACUGGGGUUUGAUUGUGUUCAAAGAGAGUGAGCUGAUGAGAGGAUACUACAACCUUGCUCAGGAACUCGUCUACCAAUGGCUAGGCUCGUGGAUCACUCCGCACUGGUGGAGCGAUGCGCACGUGAACAAAGCUAUUGCAGGGUUCCUCUCGGCAGACACCGCCAUCAAAAUCGAUGGUGGUGAUGAGUUCGAGGGCAAAUACCCAAUGACCAUCCUGUACUCGAUCUACUACGAGUUUAGCAAACGCUACCCACAUUCGCGCAUCACCGCUAUGAAGCAGGAGACGACGUGCAGCAAAACAGAGCUAGUGUUGCGUAUGCUCAACUACACGCUCGGCGAGGAUACGUUCCGACGCGGCAUGCAGAAGUUCAUCCAGCAUCGCGAGUACAAAACGUUCUACGGUGAUGACGUAUGGGAAGCGCUCACCAAGCAGGCCCAUCUCGAUCAGCGGCUGUGCGAAUCGGUCACGGUGAACGAUGUCGUCAACUCGUGGAUUACCAAAGACCGCAUUCCGAUGGUGAAGGUGGUACGGUCGUACGAGAACCGUUCCGCCACCAUCACGCAGCGGCUAUAUUUGCGCGAGCGUCCGCAUGAUGUGCCGGAACAGGAUAAGAUGCUAUGGUGGAUCCCGAUCGUGGUUGUGGCGCAGGAUCGUUUAAACUUUGCCAACAUCAGCACGGUGAAAUGGAUGAAGCAGGUGCGCGAGGUAAAGCUGGAGGAGCUGCCCGGACCGGAUGAGUUUAUCAUCGUCAAUCCGGAGGAGAUUGGACCGUUCCCGGUGAACUACGACGAGCGCAACUGGAACCUGCUCGCCACCUUCCUGCAGAAGGACGAGAGCCGAACUAAAAUUCCCGUCUACACCCGAGCAAAGCUGCUCCACGACGCAUGGAACUUGGCGUACGCGGGUGAUCUUAGCUUCGGUACCGCCUUCAACAUGACGCUCUUCAUGAAGUACGAGCGUAACCAUCUGGUGUGGAAUCCCGUAUUCACGCUGAUCGACCACAUCGGUCGCCACAUCGAUAUGUCUGCCGUGCACAAAAAGUUCGAGAUGUACGUCCGCACCCUGCUGACGCCACUGUACGAGGAGCUGGUUAUCAACCAGCAGGAAAACGAAGAGAUGUGGAAGGCAAACUUACGCUCGUUGGCCAAAAAUUUCCUCUGCCGUGCCGGGUACAAACCCUGCAUCGAGGAAGCGCAACGAGCGUUCAAGAAGUGGAUGGACAGUCCGGAUCCAGAUGCAGGCAAUCCUGUUGCCAACCAGUACAUAUGUCCAGUGUUUAAAUGGGGUACGCGCGAAGAGUGGGAGUUCGGACUGCAGCGCGUCAUCAAUUUCCCGGAGUCGCGCGUUAAGAGUGAGCGCACGUACCUGCUCAAAACGCUCGCCGGCUGCCCUAGCCAACCGUUCAAGAUUGAUCGCCUGCUGAACAUUAUGGUACUGGAAGAUAAUGGUAACUUCACCGACAACGAUAUCAGCCUCAUCUUCAAGAUGCUUUCCGGUGGUUCGAGUGGCUACUCGACGCUGUUUAACUUCCUCAAGAAUAAUUGGGAUGCAAUCAAACUACGAUUCAAGGAUCGAGAAUCGCUGUGGGACAAUAUGAUCAACUCCGCCACUGGAUUGUUCACCACGCAGGAAGGCUACGAUAUGGUGUCGCAGCUGUACGUGCAGCACCAAGGCGAGUUUGGUACGGCGGAACACAUCAUCGAGAAGUCGUUGAAAAACAUCAAGGAAGAAACGAAAUGGAGCGACGAAAAUUUGCCAGUCAUAGAGAAGUGGCUCGACAGCUUCCUCGCCAGCAACGGUGUAGCGGAUCAGAAGUUUCUUGGCUGA
Messenger RNA from Anopheles marshallii, 2856 nucleotides. RefSeq names its product aminopeptidase N. Gene Ontology annotation, cellular component: cytoplasm. The transcript has 6 exons. Gene Ontology annotation, molecular function: metalloaminopeptidase activity; peptide binding; zinc ion binding. Gene Ontology annotation, biological process: proteolysis; peptide catabolic process. The record is from RefSeq and is a predicted model, not a curated record. Lineage: Eukaryota; Metazoa; Arthropoda; Insecta; Diptera; Culicidae. Bases 1 to 2856 code for a protein of 951 amino acids.